Pongo pygmaeus (Bornean orangutan) is the source of this 4511-nucleotide messenger RNA. RefSeq names its product ST3 beta-galactoside alpha-2,3-sialyltransferase 5 (gene ST3GAL5). The record is from RefSeq and is a predicted model, not a curated record. The coding region runs from base 313 to 1485 and encodes 390 amino acids. NCBI's taxonomy places the organism in Eukaryota, Metazoa, Chordata, Mammalia, Primates, Hominidae. Gene Ontology annotation, molecular function: lactosylceramide alpha-2,3-sialyltransferase activity. The transcript is spliced from 8 exons.
GCGCGGUACCGGGCUGGCGGCCGGCCGGCGCCCCCUCAUUAGUAUGCGGACGAAGGCGGCGGGCUGCGCGGAGCGGCGUCCCCUGCAGCCGCGGACCGAGGCAGCGGCGGCACCUGCCGGCCGAGGCACUGUGAAGACAGUGGUGUGCAAAGCAGAGACCCCUGCUUGUAUGGAAUCUGCAUUCUAGUGGGGGAGACACGACAAACGUGUAAUUCAAAAGUAAAAAACUUAUGAAGAAUCACGUCUCAUGAUUAGUGUUAUAAAGAAAAAAGAAAGCAUGCAUACAGGAAUAUCCACAUAAGCAAUUUUGCAAUGCCAAGUGAGUACACCUAUGUGAAACUGAGAAGUGAUUGCUCGAGGCCUUCCCUGCAAUGGUACAGCCGAGCUCAAAGCAAGAUGAGAAGGCCCAGCUUGUUAUUAAAAGACAUCCUCAAAUGCACAUUGCUUGUGUUUGGAGUGUGGAUCCUUUAUAUCCUCAAGUUAAAUUAUACUACUGAAGAAUGUGACAUGAAAAAAAUGCAUUAUGUGGACCCUGACCGUGUAAAGAGAGCUCAGAAAUAUGCUCAGCAAGUCUUGCAGAAGGAAUGUCGUCCCAAGUUUGCCAAGACAUCAAUGGCACUGUUAUUUGAGCACAGGUAUAGCGUGGACUUACUCCCUUUUGUGCGGAAGGCCCCCAAAGACAGUGAAGCUGAGUCCAAGUACGAUCCUCCUUUUGGGUUCCGGAAGUUCUCCAGUAAAGUCCAGAACCUCUUGGAGCUCUUGCCAGAGCACGACCUCCCUGAACACUUGAAAGCCAAGACCUGUCGGCGCUGUGUGGUUAUUGGAAGCGGAGGAAUACUGCACGGAUUAGAACUGGGCCACACCCUGAACCAGUUCGAUGUUGUGAUAAGGUUAAACAGUGCACCAGUCGAGGGAUAUUCAGAACAUGUUGGAAAUAAAACUACUAUAAGGAUGACUUAUCCAGAGGGCGCACCACUGUCUGACCUUGAAUAUUAUUCCAAUGACUUGUUUGUUGCUGUUUUAUUUAAGAGUGUUGAUUUCAACUGGCUUCAAGCAAUGGUAAAAAAUGAAACCCUGCCGUUCUGGGUACGACUCUUCUUUUGGAAGCAGGUGGCAGAAAAAAUCCCACUGCAGCCAAAACAUUUCAGGAUUUUGAAUCCAGUUAUCAUCAAAGAGACUGCCUUUGACAUCCUUCAGUACUCAGAGCCUCAGUCAAGGUUCUGGGGCCGAGAUAAGAACGUCCCCACAAUCGGUGUCAUUGCCGUUGUCUUAGCCACACACCUGUGCGAUGAAGUCAGUUUGGCAGGUUUUGGAUAUGACCUCAAUCAACCCAGAACACCUUUGCACUACUUCGACAAUCAGUGCAUGGCUGCUAUGAACUUUCAGACCAUGCAUAAUGUGACAACGGAAACCAAGUUCCUCUUAAAGCUGGUCAAAGAGGGAGUGGUGAAAGACCUCAGCGGAGGCAUUCAUUGUGAAUUUUGAACACAGAAAACCUCAGUUGAAAAUGCAACUCUAACUCUGAGGGCUGUUUUUGACAGCCUUCUUGAUGUAUUUCUCCAUCCUGCAAAUACUUUGAAGUGCAGCUGAUGUUUUUAACUUUUAAUUUAAAAACACAAAAAAAAUUUUAGCUCUUCCCACUUUUUUUUCCUAUUUAUUUGAGGUCAGUGUUUGUUUUUGCACACCAUUUUGUAAAUGAAACUUAAGAAUUGGAAAGACUUCUCAAAGAGAAUUGUAUGUAAUGAUGUUGUAUUGAUUUUUAAGAAAGUAAUUUAAUUUGUAAAACUUCUGUUCGUUUACACUGCACAUUGAAUACAGAUAACUAAUUGGAAGGAGAGGGGAGGUCACUCUUUUGAUGGUGGCCCUGAGCCUCAUUCUGGUUCCCUGCUGGGCUGCUUGGUGUGACCCACAGAGGAUCCACUCCCAGGAUGACGUGCUCCAUAGCUAUGCUGCUGAAACGGUCUGCAACGCAGCGGCGUGAGGCCUGGGCUGGUCGGAGAAGGUCACAGCCCUUCUCUGUUGGUCUGCCUUCUGCCGAAAGACUCGAGAACCAACCAGGGAAGCUGUCCUGGAGGUCCCUGGUCGGGGAGGGACAUAGAAUCUGUGUCCUCUGACAACUGUGAAACCACCCUGGGCUGCAGAAACCACAGUCUUCCCAGCAAUUAUUACAAUUCUUGAAUUCCUUGGGGAUUUUUUACUGCUCUUUCAAAGCACUUAAGUGUUAGAUCUAACAUGUUCCAGUGUCUGUCUGAGGUGACUUAAAAAAUCAGAACAAAACUAUUAUCCAGAGUCAUGGGAGAGUACACCCUUUCCAGGAAUAAUGUUCUGGGAAAUACUGAAAUGAAAUCUUCCCAGUAUUAUAAAUUGUGUAUUUAAAAAAAAGAAACUUUUCUGAAUGCCUACCUGGCGGUGUAUACCAGGCAGUGUGCCAGUUUAAAAAGAUGAAAAAGAAUAAAAACUUUUGAGGAGCUCUCGUAGUCAGGUUAAUUUGGGUGCUUAUGUCUAUGAAUCUACCCAAAACCUCCUUCUUGGAUGCUGCUGCUAGGUGGAGACCUCUGUGUGGAUGCCAGUAGUGAGGGACAGAGAAUUAAGGCGCCUGGUCCUGCCAGCUGCUUGAGUCCAGACAACUGUGAACCCUUCUGGAGAGAUGCUGGGUGUCGGUGGCUUCCUCCCCGAGGACAGGCUGCCCCUAGCUUCUGUCUCUUAAUGGCUCUAGCCUCUGAUAUCGGAAGAUCUGCUACUCUGUUCCCAGCCUGCCCCAGACUCGGCUGCCGCCAUCGCUGUUCUCCACUCUGUGGCUGCUCUUGUCACUAAUGCUACCUCCUUCCACUUUCCCUUCCUGCAACUGCUUGUGCAGCCCCAGUGCAGCCUUGGCCCCCAGCCCAUUCCAACGUCUUCCCAUCUCCCUCCUCCUCACCAUAUGCAGGGCCAGGAGUCAGAUCAUAGCAUUCAAAGCAGAGUCCCUUCAGUCUCCAGGGGUCUGGGAUCCAGCUCAGAGUGGCCAGGAGAGCAAAAGUCAUACUUCUCUGGUUUUGUGUCUUUACAAAUAAUUUUGUAUGAAUUUUAUUUCCUACUCUAUAAGCUACUGCUUGUUUAAGAGAAAAUGUUUUAAGAUUAUCACCCAUCAAAUGAGUUUAGAAAAUUUGAGACUCUGGAAGAUGGUCCACAGCUCCCUUUUGGCUCAGGUGGGGCUGGGCUUACACCACACAGCUCCACCCCUACAUCCCUCGGGGUUAUUGGAGAAGCCGGAACUUCCUCAGACAAUGUUCUUAAUGCUACUUUCUUAAUGCUGCGAGCACCUCCUUGCUGGUAUGAGGAGACUUGCCUACCUGCUUCUCAAGGUUUCAGGGAUGUGUGGUGCUCAAAGCUUCCACUUGGUCAGCUUGCAGCAACUCUCAGGCCCACUCCCAUCCCCAUCCCUCCUCCCUGUAAGGCCCUUCUUGCAUCCUUAGGUUGCUUUGCUCAUGUCUCUCAACUUUUACUUACUCAGGUGGUAAGUAGAUACCCUAAAAAGGCAUAUUUUUGUAGACCUUUUAUAGAGUCCACCAGCCAAUAGGAGUUGGCUGGAGAUCAUUCUCAAGAACUUUUCACACUUUGGCAUUCAUUUGUUGGAAGUUUCAUCUUCAUUUCAGAGCUGCGCCCCAUUACUCCCCUACCCCACGCACACUCUUCUGAAAACAGACCUUUGCUAGGUGCCUCUGGGUGUUUUAAAGUUGAUUUCCAGUAACUGAGAAUUCACUGCCACUCUAACAGCUUUGUAUUGCAUUCUAGACCUGCACACACACCCUCUGACAUAAAUGCAAUCACUGGUUCUGAGGCAAUUUAGGAAGACUUAUACAUGUUCUGUAUUUUAACAUACUUCUAGAACUUUGAGCUGCAGAAAAUUUCAGUUUUAGGGGUUUUUUAUUUUAAUUUUUGAUUGAUACAUAGUUGAUGUACAUAUUUUGAGGGUCCAUGUGAUAAUUUAAUACAUUCAUGUAAUUAUAAGGAGCAAAUCUGUGUAACUGGGAUAUCUGUCACAUUAAAUAUUUGUCUUUAUGGUAGAAACAUUUGAAUUAUUCUAGUGAUUUUGAAAUACACAGUAAAUUAUUGUAAACUAUAGGCAUUCUACUGACCUAUCAAACACUAGGUCUUGUUUCUUUUAUCAAGCUCUAUAUUUGUACCCAUUAAUCAACCUCUCUUCAUUUCCCCCUACCCUUCUUGGCCUCUGGUAACUACAAGUCUACUCUCUAUCUUCAUGAGAUCCACUUUUUUAGCUCCUACAUAGGAAUGAGAACAUGUGAUAUUUGUCUUUCUGUGUUUGGCUUAUUUCACUUAACAUCACCUCCAGUUCCAUCCAUCUUGCUGCAAAUAACAAGACUUCAACCUUUUUAUGGCAGAAUAAUAUCCAUUGUGUAUAUAUACCACAUUUUCUUUAUUCAUUCACCCAUUGACGGACACUUAGGUUGAUUUCAUGUUUUGGCUAUGUGAAUAGUGCUGCAAUAAAUAUGGGAGUAUAGAUAUCUCUUCAA